Messenger RNA from Mya arenaria, 4116 nucleotides. RefSeq lists its product as uncharacterized. Gene Ontology annotation, cellular component: mitochondrial outer membrane. The transcript is spliced from 15 exons. The record is from RefSeq and is a predicted model, not a curated record. NCBI's taxonomy places the organism in Eukaryota, Metazoa, Mollusca, Bivalvia, Myida, Myidae. Gene Ontology annotation, biological process: mitochondrial protein catabolic process; mitophagy by internal vacuole formation. The coding region runs from base 622 to 2499 and encodes 625 amino acids.
GAAACGUAGGGGACCUUUACGGAUGAUCCAAAUAGACAAGGCUGGUCUUGUUUACAUCGAAAUAUGUAGCGAAAUGAUGAAAGACAAUAUCUAACAGACAUCAAACCAUAUUUGCUUAAUAGCAUUUAAACCUAAAACAAAAAUAUACGAGUUUAGUAACAUCGUCUUAAGUUAAACCAACCAUACAUAAAUCUGGAUUUUUAUGGUCAUUUAUAUACGACAUUGGAGUUUAAUGUGUUAACUAAAUCGUUAUCAGAAUUCAAUUUGUGUUUCAAUACGAAAAAGAAGGUCGCUUAAUGUAGACACAUGCUUUCUUUAUCUUAACUUGUUUUUGAAUGCAGACAUAUUUCAAGGUUGUCAUUCAACUAUGCAAAUCAUGAGCCAGGGAAGUUAUUUGGAACGUAUUAAUGACAGCAUAUAGACGAAUAUUACGACAAAAAAUCACCGGCGUAGGUUUAAAACAGAGUGAUACAUUAUUGAAGUAUUUGAAAUAAAUAGCAAUACAUUUGCUGUAGUCUUUAGUUAGAGAUAUCGUUUCUCGGACAAGGAAGUUAAGUACCACAGGAAUAACUUAGUGCUUAUGCUUAGUUUUGAAAUAAACCAAAAGUAAAAAAAUACAAGAUGCCGUUCUGUGGACUUAAAAAGUCGAAAAAGGAGAAGAGGGAUCCGAGUCCACCGUUUGAAAGAAAACAACCACCUGACAAUAGUCAUGAGCUAGAAAGUUUACACAGAAAAAUUGCAGAAUUCGAAAAAGAGAACGGGAGUUUACAAAAAGAACUAAAGAAUAAAGAUAGAGAAUUAUCAUCGUUACGAAGAGAGGCUAAAGACUUGAAGAGCAAGGUAGAUGCUCUUAAAGAAGAAGCUAAGGAAGCUAAGUCUGCGAGAGAUGAAGGUUUGGUCAAGAAGGAAGAGGACGUACGCGUUACUUCACAGAUAUCGAAGGAUAUCAGAGAAGUCGAACGUAAAAUGGGGGAUCUUGACUUGCAAAUUAACGUACAACACAAACCAAAAGGAGAUAACGAAAGUGAGAAGAGUAAAUUAGAAGAAAGACUUCGAAAAGCCGAACAAGAACUUGAAGCAGUGAAGAAAGUCAAAGAUGCAAACAGAAAAGAAGCUAACGAAUCACUUGAAAAACUCCGCCAAGAGUUGGAAGCUUUACACAAGACACUGGAAACAGCUAAGACAGAAAAACACAAAGCAGAAGAGGACAGAGACAGAUUGAAGAAGGACAAGGACUCUCUCGAACAGAAAUUAAACUUCACGAGCAAGGAGCUAGAAAUAGCCAGAAAGGAGAGUCACAUUCCCCGGAGUCCGACAAGGGCGCCAUCUGACGAAUGGAAGGCAAAAAUAGAAAACGCGGAGACCGAACUGAACAAAGAACGACAACUUCGACAAGCAAAGGAGAGAGAAAACAGUCGACUGAUCAGCGACAAAGACCUUCUGAACCAGGAGAAUGGGGCUCUUGUGAAGGAGAUGGAUGCACUUAAGCACCAGAAAGACGAGGAAGCAAACAGGCAGAAGGAAGGCUGCAGGAACGAGGUUAACAAAAUACAGGAGCAGGUCGAGAACUAUAAGGCCAAACUCGCUCGCGCGGAGGAGGAAAAGGACAAACUGCUCACGCGCCUAAGCUCGGUGACUGCGGCGCGCGUGCUGGACGGAAAUCCAAACAUCGCUGACCUGAGCGAUCCCCAACGGCCACAGAAGAUCGGGGAGCAGCUGUCCCAGGUGUAUGAUGACCAGUGGACCGACGCCUCCGAGAAUCUCGAGAAACUAGAAAUGGAAGAGGAAAAGAUCCUGAAGACUCUGUUAGAUUUGCUUGUUACGAUAUACAAGCAUUGCCAGGAGGCGGCAGAAAACCAACAAGGCCGGAUCGACGAGGAUCUGUUCUUACCGCCCAUGGAAGCACCUCCGAGCCCUGACACAAACGGCACGGACGGUUUGAGGAGUCCUACGGGCUCCAAACACUCCAUGUCUAAGAUUCCAAGGUUUUCCUCCCAUAAAAGUAGUAGACCCACCCUGCCGAACCUGUCCACGGAAAAGAAGAAAGUUGAGAACGACUCGCCGGGCAGAGACAAGAGUAAGAAGGCCCAUUCUGUGCCAAAGUUGAAGGGUGAAAAGCUACCGGAAGUUCCAGUCGAAGUUCGCCAGGGUAUUAAGGAGUACCGGAAGAAGGUCGCCAAGCAAGUGUGGCCUGUAAUUGAAAAGGAAGUCCUGAACAAGUUACGGCGCUCUGAUGAGUUCGGGGACAGAAUUGUGGACGCAUGUAAAACUUACAUCACCAAGUGUGUGGAGCUGUGUUGGUUGAUGCGAAUCCAAGAUCCGCCCGUCACAAUUCACUGGGCCGCCCCUGAAGAUGGCGCCUUUAAUUCCGACGUCUACCGAGCAUACACCAAAACCGGAAAUCGUGUUGAGUAUGUCGUAUGGCCGGCUGUUUACCUUCAUAAGGGCGGACCCAUCCUGAUGAAAGGAGUCGCACAGGGAGCAAGCGAAAAGAAUUGAUCAUGAUGAUUUUAAUGAUAAAUUGACACUUUGCUGGUUGGUGUUCAACGUUUAAGGAGGGUAUUUCACUGUCCUACAUCGAGACACAUACAGAUAUAUGCAAGAUGGAUGAUUGCCGUUUAAAGUGACACCCAAAAUGAUAUAUCCACAAUAUGGCUUUAAAUCAUAUGUAUAUAUAUAUAUAUAUAUAUAUUUAAGUUACUGGUAAACCCUUAUCUAUAUAUAUAGCAUUUGGUAACAUGAUGAAUGUUUUGGAAGAAGUAUAACAAUUAAACAAAACAUUUAAUAUGUUUUCUGUAACCAUUUUUAUGAAAGCAAUCAUAUAUAUUCAUAUACAAGUAGCUCUUAUUAUUUGUUCAAAUAAUCUUGCCCGAAUAAGUCUGUACGCAUAAACUAUGAGUGCCUUGUCUUAUAUCAUUUGUGACUUUACUAUAAUGUGUCUCAAUCAUUUUGUUUAACUUGGUCUGAUGUAAAAUAUUGUACCAUUUUAGCGUUUUAUCAGAAAUGUCAAGCUAAAUGCUAUAUGUCUCUUUAUGCAACCAAACCCUUAUGUGUAUUUUGUGCAAUAUGUUUGUGAAACAUGCACAAGUAUUUUGACCUCAUCCUUGAUGUCCCGUCACUUCUUCGCUACCGAAGAUGCGUAUGUACCCAUUCGGGGAUGUGAUUUGACAGCGGAUUCAAGGAUUAAAGUUUUUGUUUACUAAUUCAAAAAAAGUUAAUUGGUUGCUUCUGGUAGUUACUUUAUAUUGCGUCAUUAAUGAUUCUCCAGCUUGCUUAAUACAUGAAAUCAGGAGAGCCCACAAAAGAAAAGGGCAGUUUUGCUUCUACUGCAGGUUCCCUCGCCCCACUGGAGGCCUGAAGAGGUCCCUGAAUCACAUCCCUGCCACUAUAUGUUGCUGCUAAGAUUGACAUGUCCAUACUAUAUAAUGCCUGCUAUAGUUAUUGUAUUGCUUUUUAUGUGUACAUGUUCUUUUCAAUUCUUGUCUUAUGCAUUUAUGUAAGGAUCCCUGUGCACAUUUCAUUUAAUGCUUUUCACAUCUAAUCAAGGUCUUAAUCUAUGUUUGUAUAAAAUAUUCAUGAAAAGAUAUUUUAUUUCUCUACAGUUUGGACAGCUUGUGUUGUACACGUCAAUAUUUUAUUUCAAAGUUCGCCUUUGAUACAAUAAUAUAAUACACGGUAUUGGAAUACCUAUAUAUUUCGUACAUAUAUAUAUUCAUUAAAAAUGAUUCAUAGAUAAAUAUAUAUCAACAAGACCAGUAACUCUGGCGGACCUAACAACAGCCUUGAAAGUUGUGCAGUUUGUUUUGUAUUGGUUUUGAAACUAAACCGAACAACAAAAAUGUUUUGUGAUGCUUCAAUAUUUCAUAAAAAAAUAUUUCAACAACAUGUUAUUCAAUAAAAUGACUGUACAUGCAUUUUCAUAUCUAUAGUCUAAAGCAUAUUUUACAUUCCAAAGUGUAUUGUGAUAUGCUUUGCCUGCCAUGCCGCAAUGCACCAUUUGUAUUUUGUAUGCUAGUAUACUACUCUUGAUAUGCGAAAAUACCAAGUUAUUUAAACUUCGUUUAACAAAUUGUAUGGUAAACGAUUAUAUAAUGAAAUAAAUGAUUAUAAAUACAA